AUGAAAAAAGGAAUAGCGUUUGAGUGGAUUCCAGCAUGCGAAGAGGCAUUCCACCAUUUCAAAAGAAUAUUGUCGGCACCCCCGGUUCUCGGCAAACCCAAGGACUCUGAGGCGAUGUAUCUGUACCUGGCCGUAGCCGACGAAGCCCUGGCGACCGUCUUAAUACGGGAAGAGGGGAAAACCCAACAGCCGAUAUAUUUUGUUAGCAAAGCACUACAAGGGGCGGAGCUGAAAUACAGUAAGUUGGAAAAGUUAGCGUAUGCGCUAUUAACCUCAUCCCGAAGGCUACGACAAUACUUCCAAGGUCAUCGCGUCGUCGUUAGAACGGACCAAGCGAUACGUCAAGUCUUGCAAAAACCCAACCUGGCUGGACAGAUGAUGACCUGGGCAAUCAAGGCCCAGGCCAUGGCCGACUUCCUCGUGGAGGUCACGGGAGACCUUCACGAAACCCUGGGCACACGGUGGAAACUCCACGUUGACGGAGCCUCCAACCAAACGUCUGGAGGUGGAGGGAUAAUCCUCGAGAGCCCAACGGGGAUAGUAUACGAACAGUCUAUCAAGUUCGAGUUCCUGGUCUCCAACAACCAGGCGGAAUACGAGGCCCUUAUCGGCGGCUUACUAUUGUCAAAAGAAGUGGGGGUAACAAGGGUAGAGGUGAACAGCGACUCUCAGGUCGUCACCUCCCAAAUCAACGGUAUGUAUCAAGCCAAGGACCCCCUGCUACAAAAAUACCUAGAAAAUGUUAAGGGCUUGAGCAAGGACUUUGAAGAGGUCGUGGUACCGCAUGUCCCAAGGGAAAUGAACACACGAGCUGACCUCCUAUCCAAACCCAGGAACGGAAAACCGUUCCUUCAAGGCUUAGUGAAAGAACCAACAGUUGCCCUGUGCGCGAACCAAGCAUACGUUGAUCCCUCAUGGAUCGACCCAAUCAUUGACUUCUUAGAAAGCGGCAAGCUCCCUGACGACCACAAGGCGGCGAAGGCGUUGAGAAGGGAGGCGCCCAAGUACGUAAUAGUGCAAGGCCAGCUAUUUAAGAGAGGACUGAAUCAACCCUUGUUGAAGUGCCUACGACCUGAUCAGAUGGACUACGUCCUUAGGGAAGCCCACGAGGGUUGUUGUGGCCACCAUAUCGGGGGAAAGACCUUAGUCCGGAAGCUCGUGAGGCCGGUUACUUUUGGCCCUCGAUGUUGA
Messenger RNA from Arachis stenosperma, 1191 nucleotides. RefSeq lists its product as uncharacterized. Lineage: Eukaryota; Viridiplantae; Streptophyta; Magnoliopsida; Fabales; Fabaceae. The transcript has a single exon. Gene Ontology annotation, molecular function: RNA-DNA hybrid ribonuclease activity; nucleic acid binding. The coding region runs from base 1 to 1191 and encodes 396 amino acids. The record is from RefSeq and is a predicted model, not a curated record.